Molecule: messenger RNA, 2795 nt
Organism: Eremomyces bilateralis CBS 781.70
Lineage: Eukaryota; Fungi; Ascomycota; Dothideomycetes; Eremomycetales; Eremomycetaceae
Exons: 1
Coding region: 120-2354 (744 amino acids)
Molecular function (GO): protein binding
Source: RefSeq, a predicted model, not a curated record
AUUCUAGUGAUUAUCGUGAUUAUUAUUAUCGGCACGCAUGAUGUUUCCAGGACAGCAGAAUGACCCCCAUUGCGACCUGGACAAGAGCAUAACACUCCGGGUUUCCUCCUCUGGGGAAUAUGCAGACGCUCUGGACCCGCAUUGCGCACGUUCGGAGCCACUGCAUCUGCCCCCAAUGCCACCCUUCGAGGUGGUCCACCUCGACCUCAAGCCGACGAGUGACCACCAGCACCCCCCGUUGGCGAUUGCUGAAGCCGAUCCACUCCGCGACAUUCUUCUACUCCGCGGUAUUCGCUAGCGCCGCGGUCGUGGAUGGUGGAGCGAAGAAACAACGACGACUCGAACUCGACAAUGCCAUUGCUGAAGCUCGGAGAGAGCUCGGGAACGACACGGCCACGGACGAUGGACUUGCCGAACAUAUGCGAUACGCGGAGUACCCCCCUUCAAUUACCAUAGAAACCCGCCUGGAUGGCAAUGCAGGGACCAGCAAAGAGUAUGAAGAGCCUUGGAAUGAGCGCUGGGAAACAGCUCCUGAGCCCAUGCGAUCCUCCGAGAACACUUUGCGAAUCAAGUCGACAAUUUCAAACCACGCACAUAUCAGUGAUGGCCUUCGGCCGUUUGUCGAACAUUGGACAGAGAAUGGAGCGGGGUCUGCGCAAUUUCGUAAUCACCUGAACAAAACACUACAUAGUGGAAAGAACGGUGUCGAUGCGGACUUCUCCCAUCCGUACUCGUGGCUUGACCGCAAGCACAGAACCAUGUUUCGGGAUGGUUGGGUUCUCCAGUCGAUGGGGAUUGACACCCGCGCAGUAAAAGCCUUGAACGCACUUGUCGUCGAAAACGGGAACGAUCAGGUCGACUUGGACUUCGUCCGGGACCAUCAGCCCGUGGCCGGAGCACCUUGGCCUCGACUCGACGGCGCGACAUCGUGGCGAAUACGGAGGCGCGAUUUUCAUUUCGGGCCCGAAUCGAUCUGGUCUCAGGGGAUUGACCGCAGAAAAGUUCUGGACAAUCCUCCCUGGGCGGACCGAAAACUCUCGAUCCUCGAUGUUUCCGUUGGAGCGAUGAUUUGCAAACUGCUUCUAUCGUGCGGCUGCUGGACUGAUGUAACGGAGCAUAUACGGAGAUUGGGGGUAUCGACGCUCCGCUCAUAUUCAAAGACUGGAGAGGCAAAAUUGGGCUCCACGCUGCUAGAACUGCAGGACAUUUUGAAACGAUUGCGUUUUCGUCCCGAUCAGCGGAGCAGCUACCCGACCCCGAGAGUGCCCCUGCCAUAUUUCAAGCAUAGCCCCGACGGGAGUCAUCAUGAAGUGGUCGUUGAAGUGAACGAGUUACUGGAACGUGCGCUCAGGGACUUUAAGGACGAUAAAAUAUCACUGCCAGAGGUAGUGAUAAGAGUGACCGAGGUAUUCUUGUCGAGUCCUGUGCCACCAAACAUCACAUCCUACAACCUCCUCCUCGCGGCUUUCAAUUCUCCCGAGCAUUCCUCCCUCUUCAACACCGUCUUGACGUCCGCUCUCGAGACCCGCCAGCACGUCAAUGAGGUCACACGCUCCUUGGUCUUCGACCAUUUCUCGAUGAUGAACGAGCCCGUCAAAUUCUGGUAUUUUUAUCGGCUCACCAAGGGCGAACUCGGCGGACUAGAGGUAUUUAAGUUGCCGGCCGGAAAAAUAUCCGAGUACACCCAAGUUGCUCGAUGGAGCGGGGAGAGUCCUUCCAAGGCUGUUGCUGUGAUGCGCCCCGACCCUCUUGUCUUGCAGCAAAUGGUCCGCGGGAUGCUCCGCUUCAUGAAUAUGAAUGCCGUAUACCAAUGGUGGCAUACCAUCACACCCGGGCAAGUGCGGAAAAACAGAGAGUCGUUUCGUCUCAUGCUCCGAAAAUGCGUGGUGUACCGGGAUUGGGAACGAGGUCGGUGGGCGUUCUCCAGCCUGGUUGAUUCGUUUCUCAAGGAGAACGGAGGGCGACCGUGUUCCGAAACAUACUUCCUGAUGCUCUCCUUGUGUCAAAUGUGCGAUAUGAAGGAUGAGUUCCGCGUGCUACUUGACCAGAUGGUCGCCUCUGGGCUGUGCGCUCAGACGGCUGCGACGCGGGUGGCUCAGUUCUGCAAGAGUAUUGUCGACGUAUACGAUAAGCACCGAAUACGCACAGAUAAGAAAGAAGUUUCGAGUCAGGCGAGGGCCGUGAAACCGAACCGAAUCCAACUCAGAACUCAGGAGGCGCGGAACCACCCAACACAUACCAAGAUGAAAACAUACGUGUCGGUCUACCCUGACAGAGAGGCUCUGGAAGACGUAAUGGAGGAUACACCAAUGUCACAGAUGGCCGCGGCUCCGGCUUUGCAAGCCGCCUCCUAAUGAUCUUAGUCUAGGAACACGGUCACUUGAGAUGCAUCUCCAAUACCCAUGUCCCUCAUUCACCGGAAGCUGCUGGAGGGACUCCAUGUCGGAACAUUUGUCGGAACAUUACGAGAGCGAUGCAUGCAUAGGGAAGGCGUUUAUUUGGUAGCGCUGCUCAAGGUCGAGCAACGCGAAUUUUGUAUUUAUCUGGUUACAAACCCCACCUAGCAUGUAGAGGGUCAUAGAGGCGGUGAAGUCUGGCUGUUGUAUAUUAUCAUGGACGAGAACGACUAGGAAUGAAACAUGGAUAGCGUUCAAUUUCAUUGGGAAUGGCGGUGGUCGUAGCGAUUUUGUGUGGAUUCGAGGUAUGGACUGGCUUAGUGGACCAGAGACAAACAAUGAUUAGAUAUAAUCAAGCACGUAGAUGAUUCACCUAGGGUAGAAUGAAUUGGAAUCGCA